CUACGCUUUUCUGAGCCUAACUUUUGGUCGCCUCUGGUUACAUCAGCUCACUCUUCAUCUCAGAACGAUUUCUAUGCUACUACCCCGCCUUCUGUAGCAUGUAUGUCAGUGGCAGGGGAAGACAUUCAUUUAUUGAAUAGUGAUCAAGAUGUGCCCGUCCUAAGUUCCCGUCUCUCGGAGCUUGCUGAAGAAGCUUCAUCCACCAGUCUGACUUCUGGAGCAUCCACACCUUCUCUUCCUCACAACAAAAAAGCACCAUCCCCCGAUGAUUGCUUUAGUCCCAGCUGGAUACUGCGUCGCCAUCCCUCCAGGGCAGACAGGUCAGAUCAAUAA
Molecule: messenger RNA, 333 nt
Organism: Protopolystoma xenopodis
Lineage: Eukaryota; Metazoa; Platyhelminthes; Monogenea; Polystomatidea; Polystomatidae
Source: the annotation of a GenBank genome assembly